AGAUCUUCGACUCGCGAGGUGCUGUGCACGUCCACGAUCCCUUUCUCAAAAGAACGAGACCUUAGCUAGCUGCUUGCGGAGUGUCUACGAUGAUUUAGUAACACUGAAAUGCGAUACAGAACGUUGUUACUACUUUGUCUAGUGCUCAUACAACAAUGCACGAGCAUACACUGGUUAGCCCUCGGUCUAGCUGGCAACCGUCUUGACCGUUCACGAAUCGCCUACUCGUGCAAGAAUCUCAAAGGGCUUACCAAGAAGCAAAUAAGAUUUUGCCGGAAGAAUCCCGACAUGAUGGACAGCGUGCGGUACGGAGCUCAAAAUGCUUAUGCUGAAUGCCAGUACCAAUUCAAUAAAAGAAGGUGGAAUUGCACGCUCAUCGAUCCUGUCACAUUAGAGCUGAUCAGCGAUGUGAUCAUGCGCGAAGGCACGAGAGAGUCGGCUUUUGUUCACGCUGUUUCAGCUGCCGGGGUGGCCUACAGGGUGACACGCGAUUGUGCCCGAGGGCUGAACGAGCGAUGCGGAUGCGAUCAAUCGAUGCUUUCGCUGGAUCCACAGGUGCGCAGCUACGAUUACCAAGGUUGCUCGGACAAUGUUCAGUACGGUAUAGCCAUAUCGCGCGAGUUCGUCGAUGCUGCCGAGCGCGGCAAAAACGCUUCGAAUCGAGCAAUUUUGAAUCUGCACAACAAUAGAGCAGGAAGACAGGUGCUGGAGAAGAGCCUACGCCGUGAGUGCAAAUGUCAUGGAAUGAGCGGUUCGUGCGAGAUAAAAACUUGCUGGGACACACUGCCGAGCUUUAGGGAGAUUGGUAUGGUCAUAAAGGAUAAAUUUGAUGGUGCAUCGGAGGUCACUAUUGAGGAAGAAGAUGCUCAACCACGAAUCGUUAUGAAAAACUCACAGUUCAAAAGACACACCAACGCCGACUUGAUUUACGUGAGCCCAUCGCCUGAUUUUUGCGAUCCUGAUCCGGAAAGAGGUAUUCUCGGCACAAAAGGAAGAGAAUGCAAUGUGACUUCACAAGGUGUUGAUGGAUGUCAAUUGUUAUGCUGCAAUCGUGGUUUCGAACGUCGAGUCUAUUUCGAAGCAGAUCAAUGUAAUUGCAAAUUUCAUUAUUGUUGUCGAGUUGAAUGUGAACCUUGUGAACGACGAAUAGAAAAACAUUUUUGUCUCUAGCCCCCCCCCCUUUCCCUACCUCCGGCAUCCUUAAAUUACAUCAAUAUUUUCUCCCCGCAAUAUAUUUGCCCCUUCCCACUGCGCUGAAAUUUCCUGGCACUUUUCGCCUGUGCUUCUUGCCCGAAUAUUUUGUGUAUUUUCUCUUUUCUACUGAUUGCCAUGGUCUCAAUGUGCAUACGAAGUGUCUUCAAUGAACUUUAUGCUUGA
Molecule: messenger RNA, 1377 nt
Organism: Cylicocyclus nassatus
Lineage: Eukaryota; Metazoa; Nematoda; Chromadorea; Rhabditida; Strongylidae
Source: the annotation of a GenBank genome assembly